Lipotes vexillifer (Yangtze River dolphin) is the source of this 1198-nucleotide messenger RNA. It is a transcript of the gene PPA2, whose product is annotated as inorganic pyrophosphatase 2. Gene Ontology annotation, biological process: phosphate-containing compound metabolic process. Gene Ontology annotation, cellular component: cytoplasm. Bases 20 to 1015 code for a protein of 331 amino acids. The transcript is spliced from 11 exons. The record is from RefSeq and is a predicted model, not a curated record. Lineage: Eukaryota; Metazoa; Chordata; Mammalia; Artiodactyla; Lipotidae. Gene Ontology annotation, molecular function: magnesium ion binding; inorganic diphosphate phosphatase activity.
CCGGACCCGGGUCUACGCCAUGCGCGUGCGGCUACCACUGCUGCGCACCAGCUGGGCCUGGCGCUUGGGCGCUCCGGCUGCCGCCGCCGCCGCCGCCACCGCCUGCCUGCCGCGGGGAGCGAGCGCAGGGUCCUGGCCGCGCCGCGCCAUGGCUUUUUACCGCACAGAGGAGCGCGGCCAGCCCCACUCUCCCGGUUACCGCCUCUUUUUCAAGAAUGUAGCUGGUCACUACAUUUCCCCCUUCCAUGAUAUUCCUCUGAAGGCGGACUCUGAAGAGAAUUUGUUUAAUAUGGUUGUAGAAGUACCUCGGUGGACGAAUGCUAAAAUGGAGAUUGCCACGGAGGAGCCAUUGAAUCCCAUUAAACAAGAUGUAAAGGAUGGCAAGCUUCGCUACGUGGCAAAUAUCUUUCCUCACAAAGGUUAUAUAUGGAAUUACGGUGCCCUCCCUCAGACUUGGGAAGAUCCCCAUCGAAAAGAUAAGAGCACAGACUGCUGUGGAGAUAAUGAUCCUAUUGAUGUUUGUGAAAUAGGCUCAAAGGUUCUUUCUCGUGGAGAUGUUGUUCAUGUGAAGAUCCUUGGAAUUUUGGCUCUUAUUGAUCAGGGUGAAACAGAUUGGAAAUUAAUUGCUAUCAAUGUGAAUGAUCCUGAAGCCUCGAAGUUUCAUGAUAUUGAAGAUGUUAAGAAGUACAAACCUGGUUACUUAGAAGCUACGCUUAAUUGGUUUAGAUUUUAUAAGAUACCAGAGGGAAAACCAGAAAACCAGUUUGCUUUUAAUGGAGAAUUCAAGAACAAGGCUUUUGCUCUUGAAGUUAUUAAAUCUACUCAUGAAUGUUGGAAAGCAUUGCUUAUGGAGAAGUGUGCUGGAGGGGCUAUAAAUUGCACAAAUGUGCAGGUAUGUGAUAGCCCUUUCCAUUGCUCUCAGGAGGAAGCAAGAUCAUUAGUUGAAUCGGUGUCAUUUUCACUGAAUAAAGAAAGUAAUGAAGAAGAUCAAGUAUGGCACUUCCUGGGCAAGUGAGGAGAACAUUUGAAGUUCUGCCAUCAGGAUUCCAGUCUCUAAAAUCUCCAAGACUCCAUCUCCCCGAAGUGCUAGAAACAAGCAGAUCUAUGAGAAUUUGCUAACUUCCUUUUCAGACUUCUUUUUUUUUUUCUCAAACUUUUUGAGAUAUGCAAAGUGUAAAUAAACAUUGAAAUUUUUGAA